This is a messenger RNA of Chelonoidis abingdonii (Abingdon island giant tortoise), 894 nucleotides long. RefSeq names its product BCL2 related protein A1 (gene BCL2A1). Lineage: Eukaryota; Metazoa; Chordata; Testudines; Testudinidae. The record is from RefSeq and is a predicted model, not a curated record. Gene Ontology annotation, molecular function: channel activity; BH domain binding. Gene Ontology annotation, biological process: intrinsic apoptotic signaling pathway in response to DNA damage; release of cytochrome c from mitochondria; mitochondrial fusion. Gene Ontology annotation, cellular component: mitochondrial outer membrane.
CUUUCACACUGGUCAAAGGCUGUGCUUUGCUCUGAGCCUGCUUCUAAAUGGAAAGCUCUGAGUACUGCUAUGUUUACUAUUUAGUCCAAGAUUAUCUGAAAUACAUUCUUCAGGAACCACAGCUUGGACCAGCUCCAAGCAGAGUUGCUCAUGUCUUAAGACACGCUGCAUCCUUUCUGCAAAAGGAAAAUGAAGAAAGUCUGAAACCAUGUUUGGACACACUUGAUAUUACCUCUGUAGAUGCUGCCAGAAGAAUUUUCACUCAAGUCAUGGAUAAAGAAUUUGCUGAUGGAAACACUAACUGGGGACGGAUUUUGACAAUAUUUAUGUUUGGAGGAAUUAUUUCUAAGAAGCUUCAAGAACACAGAGUUCAGCUUACAGGAGAAAAUAAAAAGCAGAUUUCUUAUUUCAUCACGGAGUACAUUAUAAACACCAAGGCUGAGUGGAUAGAGGCAAAUGGAGGUUGGGAAAAUGGCUUCCUAACUAUGUUUGAGGAAAAACGAUCAUGGCUGUCCUUAUUCAAUAUUAAAGCAAAAAUCAUGGAUGCUUUUUCCUUCUUCAGUCAGUACUAUUGACCAAAUGGAGAUCAGCCUUCCCCAUGUAAACUGGAUGUUGCCACAAGACACAUUGCAGUGGCUUUCUUCAAGCAAGAGGAAAAUGAAAAAGCCUUCUAGAAUUAAGGACAUGUUUUCUUGCUUACAUUAUAUUUUAAUUUAUAUAUUUACUAGUAAAUGUUUAGGUGCUGGCUUAUUUGACAACAGUAAAGACUGGAGUCCUCCUGCUAUCGAAGAGGUACAGAACUGACUCCCAAUAUGACUCAACCCUGACCUGGAGAGAACACCUCUAGGAGAGACAGAGAACAGUUCAGUGUCUAUCUUCUCUGAUGCACCUUCA